Messenger RNA from Salmo salar (Atlantic salmon), 663 nucleotides. The record is from RefSeq and is a predicted model, not a curated record. NCBI's taxonomy places the organism in Eukaryota, Metazoa, Chordata, Actinopteri, Salmoniformes, Salmonidae.
GCUUUCUCCUAUGUGAAACGAGUGACGCAGAAGGUUGGUAAAAUGGAGUAUGCUUCCAAGUUCAUCUCUGCCCGAGCUAAGAGGAAGGCCUCUGCUCUGAGAGAGAUGAACCUACUGUCUGGGCUGGACCACGAGAGAGUCCUGUAUUUCCAUGAUGCCUUUGAGAAGAAGAAUGCAUUCAUCAUUGUCACAGAGAUAUGCAAUGAGGAGUUGCUGGAGAGGUUAACAAAGAAAUCUACAGUAAUGGAGUCAGAUAUCCGCUCCUGCAUGAGACAGUUGCUGGAGGGUGUGGACUACCUUCACCAUCAAAAUAUCAUCCAUCUGGAUAUCAAGCCUGAUAACAUCCUCAUGGCAGACCACCAUGGUGAUCAAAUCCGCAUCUGUGAUUUCGGAAACGCCAUAGAGCUCACACCCGAUGAGGCUCAGUACUGCAAAUAUGGCACACCAGAAUUUGUUGCCCCAGAAAUUGUCAACCAAACUCCUGUGUCCAAGGCAACUGACAUCUGCCUGACUGGAGUGUCUCCGUUUGCUGGAGAGAAUGACCACAGAUCCGUGCUCAACAUCAGGAACUACAAUGUGGCCUUUGAGGAGAGUAUGUUCGCUGACCUGUGCCGAGAAGCCAAGGGAUUCAUCAUCAAACUGCUGGUGGCAGACAGACUGUGA